Molecule: messenger RNA, 3324 nt
Organism: Thamnophis elegans (Western terrestrial garter snake)
Lineage: Eukaryota; Metazoa; Chordata; Lepidosauria; Squamata; Natricidae
Product: guanylate cyclase 2G-like
Exons: 21
Coding region: 1-3324 (1107 amino acids)
Biological process (GO): receptor guanylyl cyclase signaling pathway; protein phosphorylation; intracellular signal transduction
Cellular component (GO): membrane
Molecular function (GO): ATP binding; peptide receptor activity; protein kinase activity
Source: RefSeq, a predicted model, not a curated record
AUGAUGCAGCAGUCCCUUAACAAAUACUCACAGUAUUCAUUUUCCAUUUACUAUGGUUCUAUCAUUUUUGUUCUUUUGACUAUAUAUUUGAGUACCUGUAAUACAAUCCUUGGUACCGAAAGGUCCAAGCUCGUAGUAGCUUUUCAGGCUCCUUGCAAUAUCUCUCAUCCUUUGAGUGUGCAAAGGUUAACCUCGGCUUUAGAGACUGCCAUCAAUAAAGUCAAUGCAAAUCCAUCUUAUCUAUACUACUACAAACUGGAGUAUGUAUAUGGCGACUGCAGUUGUGAUGCUAAGAAGUCCCUCCAAGCUUUCAUCAAUCAAGUUCAAAAUGAAAAUAUUUCUGCCUUGUUUGGGCCAGUUUGCUCAGAGGCUGCCGAGGUUACAGGAUUGCUUGCUUCUCAAUGGAAUAUUCCCAUGUUUGGGUUUGUUGGCCAAACAACUAAGCUGAGAAAUUCAUUUUUUUAUGACACUUACAUCAACCUUGUCUCACCAGUGUACCUGAUAGGAGAAGUACUGCAUAAAACUCUUCAAUAUUUUGGGUGGAAAUAUGUUGGUCUCUUUGGAAGUUCAUAUGAUGCAUUUACAUGGGGUGAAACAGAGGAAUUAUGGACAAGUAUAGAAAACCAACUCAAAUUCAAUAUAACCAUCACAGUGAAGGUGAGAUACAACACAAAAAAUCAAAGCCUCCAUGAAGAGAAACUGAACUAUAUAUCAUCUGUUGCCAGAAUUAUUGUUUUAAUCUGCAAUCCUUUGGAUGCAAAAUACAUUUUGUUACAAGCCAAAGAAUUAGGUAUGACAAACGGACCAUAUGUGUUCUUUGUUCUGCAACGAUUUGAGGUCUACUUUUUGGAAGAGACUUGGAAUCAUGAAAACACCAGCAUCUUAGAUGCUUAUCAGUCUGUUUUCUUAAUAGCUCUAAGGUCUUACAGGGAAUAUAAGAACUACUCUUAUUUCAUGAAGGAGCUCUAUGACAAGCUAAAGGAAAGGCAGCCCUCUUACAAUUUAUUUUCUUUACAAGAAGAGUUAAAUUCUUAUGCCGCAUACCUUCAUGAUGCUGUUUUGCUUUAUGCAUCAACUGUAAAAGAAAUGUUGGAAGACAAAAAGGAUUUCCUUGAUGGAAGGGCAUUAAUCAACACUUUAAAAGGCUAUAAUAAAACCCUUCUGUAUGGCAUCACUGGUCCUGUGUACAUUGAUGAAUUGGGUGAAAGAAAAAUGGAUUAUUCUGUGUAUGAUCUUCAGGAAUCUGGAAAUUCUACUCACUUCAUUCCUGUUCUUAAUUUUGAUACCUACAGAAGAACAUUAAGUCCCACUAUAGAAGUUAACUAUAUUGGUUGGUCAAACGGAGAAAUCCCUAAAGACAAACCAGUUUGUGGAUUUCACAAUGAGCACUGUAAAAUUCAAACUACCAAAGCUACAGCUCUGAUUAUUAUGAUCAUUCUCCUGGUAAUAACCAUAUUGGGGACCAUAGGUGCAACAAUAUUUAUGAAGAUCUAUAAAGGCAACUUUCAAAAGCAAAUCAGUGAUUCUGGAUGGAGAAUUAACUAUGAGGACAUCAGUUUUCUUAAUAAUAAUAAGGAAAAAUGUGAUCUGCCUCAAGCAAGCACAUCAGAACCUGAACAAACUGAAAAUGUUGGGGCUCAUUUGUUUAUCUCCAGUAGCAAUUAUUCCUCACUGAAAGACAAACAAGGAAAAGAAGAUUUUUUCACUACAGUAGGAUUGUAUCAGGGUAUUCUUGUUGCUGUCAAGUUCAUUGAUAACCAAACAGAUGCCUUGGUUUGGAAACCAUCAGUUUUUCAAGAAAUUCAAAUGAUGAGAGAAUUGAGACAUGAAAAUCUGGUGAUCUUUUUUGGAAUAUGUCCAGAAGUUCCAAAUAUCUGCAUUGUAAUGCAUUAUUGUAAGAAGGGAAGUCUAAAAGAUGUUUUGUUACAUUCUACUAUUGAACUGGAUUGGAUUUUCAAAAUCUCUUUUGCCUAUGACAUAGUCAAUGGUAUGUUCUUCAUCCACAACAGCCCUCUGAAAUCUCAUGGAAACUUAAAACCUACAAACUGUCUGGUAGACAGUCGCAUGCAAAUCAAGCUGUGUGACUUCGGCUUGUGGGAACUUAAAUACAGAAGAAAAUCUAGAAUAAUAGAGGAAGAGACGAACUAUGCUGAUUUAUUCUGGACAGCUCCCGAAUUGCUUAGAAUGGAGGAGUAUCCAUUUCAAGGCACCCAGAAGGGUGAUAUUUACAGUUUUGCUAUUAUUAUGAGAGAAUUGAUAUACAAUCAUGAAGAUGGUCCAUUUCAAGAUCAAAAUAAGAGUGCAGAAGAAAUAAUAAAAAGAAUCAAGGACUCUAAGUCUUCUGUUCCAUUGCGACCUUCUAUUUCAAUAGAUAAAUGCAAUUGCAAGGUAACUGAACUUUUGAAGGCAUGUUGGAAUGAAAAUCCAGAAAAGAGGCCAAUAUUCUCUGAGAUAAAGACAGCACUAAGAGACGCCAGCCCUGAUAGCCAUUUUAGUAUCUUGGACAACAUGGUUAAUAAACUGGAAAAAUAUGCAAAUCAUCUGGAAGAAGUAGUUGAAGCAAGAACGACCUUAUUAUUGGCAGAAAAAAAGAAAACAGAAACGCUUUUAUCAACCAUGUUACCUAGUUUUAUAGGAGAACAACUUGUUGCUGGAAGAUCAGUGGAACCUGAAAGCUUUGAAUCAGUCUCCAUUUUCUUCUCAGAUAUCGUUGGCUUCACUAAGUUAUGCUCCUUCAGCUCUCCCUUGCAAGUCGUCACUCUCCUCAAUGACCUAUAUAGUCUAUUUGAUAAUAUCAUUCAAAUAUAUGAUGUCUACAAGGUUGAAACUAUUGGAGAUGCCUACAUGGUGGCUAGUGGUCUCCCCAUUCCCAAUGGGGAAAAACAUGUUGAAGAAAUUGCCACUAUGUCUUUGCACUUUCUCAGUGCAAUUAUAUCAUUCAAAAUCAGACACUUGCCUAAUGAGAAAUUGAGGGUGCGAAUUGGAAUUCAUACAGGCCCUGUUGUUGCAGGAGUAGUAGGCAUCACAAGGCCACGCUAUUGUCUUUUUGGAGACUCUGUGAACACAGCCUCACGGAUGGAAAGCACCAGCUUACCUCUGCAAAUCCAUGUUUCUAAUACCACAGCAAAUGCUCUUCAAAGAAUUGGUGGUUAUAAUUUGGAAGAAAGAGGAACUAUAAGAAUAAAGGGUAAAGGACAGCAAAGGACUUUUUGGCUGAAAGGAAAAGCUGGAUUUGACAUGCCACUACCAGAUUUCAACAGCAAGUUUCAACCACAGCUGAAGGGAAAUGAGGAUGCAGAAUAUGUAGCUAAGGACUUUACUUGA